GGGGCUUCUGGCCCCCACAUCAAUGUUUAACCGGAUAUGCAGGUCAAUAUUUACCAGAAGAGAAAGCAGUGUGCACCAGGGCUGGCUAGGAGCAAAGGUCCUGGUGGGAGGGCAGGGGAGGCUGGGCUGGCGGUAGCCCGCGGGCAGAGCGUGGGGAGCACCAAAGUGGGGCCAGUGGAACAUCGUGUGCGACAGCGAGGAGCCCGCAGAGGAACAUGGUGCUGCUCCGGGGGCUCCUGGUGCUCAGCUUGUCCUGCCUGCAAGGCCCCUGCGCGGUGCUCCCUCCCGUGAGCGCCAUGGAGCCGGUGGGCCGGCAGCUAACUAGUGGUCCGAGCCAGGAAAAGCUGCCUCCGCUCGCCCUCCUCAAGUGGGUCAACCAGGAGCUGCACGGUCAGACUGCCCUGAAGAUGUCCCCAGGAGACUGCAGGGAAACCCCGACCCCGGAGCAGAGGCGCAGGCUGGCACAGGCCAUGAUGACCUUCACCACUGACCUGUUUUCUCUGGUGGUACAAGCAUCCACCAGCCCCAACCUGGUCUUGUCGCCCCUGAGUGUGGCCCUGGCUCUGUCUCACCUGGCAUUAGGUGCUCAGAACCAAACGCUACAGAGGUUGCAACAGGUGCUGCAUGUGGACUCAGGGCCCUGCCUCCCCCACCUGCUGAGCCACCUCUGCCAGAACCUGGGCCCAGGGGCGUUCCGAUUGGCUGCUAGAAUGUACCUGCAGAAAGGCUUCCCCAUCAAAGAGGACUUCCUGAAGCUGUCAGAGCAGCUGUUUGGUGCAAAGCCCGUGAGCCUGACAGGAAGGCAGGAGGAGGACCUGGUGAACAUCAAUCAAUGGGUGAAGGAGGCCACAGAGGGGAAGAUUGAGGAUUUCCUCUCAGAAUUGCCAGACAGCACCGUGCUGCUCCUCCUCAAUGCCAUCCACUUCCAGGGUUUCUGGAGGAGCAAAUUUGACCCGAGCCUCACCCAGAGAGACUCCUUCCACCUGGACGAGCAGUUCACGGUGCCAGUGGACAUGAUGCAAGCCCACAAGUACCCUCUGCGCUGGUUCUUGCUGGAGCAGCCUGAGAUCCAGGUGGCUCAAUUCCCCUUUAAGAACAACAUGAGCUUUGUGGUCCUCGUGCCCACGUACUUUGAGUGGAACGUGUCCCAGGUGCUGAGCAACCUGAGCUGGGACAUCCUGCACCAGCCCUCACUGCGGGAGAGGCCCACCAAAGUCCAGCUGCCCAAGCUGCUCCUGAAACACCAGCUGGACCUGGUGACCACCCUCAGCCAACUGGGCCUGCAGGAGCUGUUCCUGGCCCCGGACCUGCGCGGGAUCUCCGACGAGGGCCUGGUGGUGUCGAGCGUACAACAUCAGUCCACCCUGGAGCUCAACGAGGCUGGCGUGGAGGCGGCCGCGGCCACCAGCACGGCCAUGUCGCGCAUGUCCCUCUCCUCCUUCAGCGUGAACCGCCCCUUCCUCUUCUUCAUCCUGGAGGACACCAUAGACCUGCCCAUCUUUGUGGGCAUCGUGCGGAACCCCAAUCCCAGCGCGCAGCCAGAGCGCAAGGAGCAGCAGGAUUCCCCUGCCCACAGGGACCCCUCGCAGCCCCAGAAAUCCUUCCCCCGCGGGGACAAGCUCUUCGGCCCUGACUUGAAGCUGGCGCCCCCUUCGGAAGAGGAUUACCCCCAGCUCAGCAGCCCCAAGUGAGGGGCCGCGGCUGCCAGUAUCCAGAGGCCCCGCCUGGAUCUGCCUCGCCCCUCAAGUGACUCUUUCCAACCAGCCUGUGGGCGCAUGGGGCCGGGGGCGGGGGGUGGGUGGGGGGCAGC
Molecule: messenger RNA, 1810 nt
Organism: Lepus europaeus (European hare)
Lineage: Eukaryota; Metazoa; Chordata; Mammalia; Lagomorpha; Leporidae
Gene: SERPINF2
Product: serpin family F member 2
Exons: 10
Coding region: 216-1691 (491 amino acids)
Biological process (GO): negative regulation of endopeptidase activity; negative regulation of fibrinolysis
Molecular function (GO): serine-type endopeptidase inhibitor activity
Source: RefSeq, a predicted model, not a curated record